Phyllotreta striolata is the source of this 3875-nucleotide messenger RNA. The record is from the annotation of a GenBank genome assembly. NCBI's taxonomy places the organism in Eukaryota, Metazoa, Arthropoda, Insecta, Coleoptera, Chrysomelidae.
CGACGGGACAAUUGGCAAAUUGCAUCGUUCGAACGGCGGGCACUCGGCAGGGAAUAUGAGCGAGUUCGGACGGUGCGAGUGCGACAAAAGGGAAGUGUGCAGUGCGUAAAAAUCGCUUUCGAAAAGGGAAAACUGUGUCGAUUCGACGGAGGAAUGUAGUUAAAUAUCAACCCUAUUCAAUAUUAUGAGCGAGUUGCAGUCGACAAUAGAAUUCUCAGUCGAACUAUUCAAAUUUUACAAUGUCGAUUUAUUUCAAAGGGGAAUGUACCAAGUUCGAUGCGCUCUACGCGUGGCCUCAAAACUAAACGUCGAAAUCGAAGUCACCACACCUGAAGUUACAACGGGAUUGGGCACCGCCAUCGUUUUGGGCAACUACGGAGCAUGUCGCCCAUUCCAAAUACUCUACAGAAACGAAGAGGUCACCCUCAAAGAUGUCGUGUUAUUCAGAUGCCACAUGCUGGUAGACGGUAACAAUUUGAGAGAGUCCUUGGAGCGCGCCGAGUUCUCCUUGGCCUUAGAGCUAUGGUUCAGCGAUACAUCGCCCGUUUCGAUGGUGAUGGUAUCCCAGAGGAUCCUCCAAUUGAACAUGUCGCCGAUUGAUGGCCUACACUAUCAUUUGCCCGUGCUGUUCGAUUACUUUCACCUAUCGGCCGUUUCGCUGACUGUCCAUACAGCGCUGACUGCCUUACAUCAGCCUUCCAUAAAUGCGCCGAAACACUCGAAAUCGUGGAACAAAAUUCGAACGACGCAACGUUCUCCAUUAACUGAUCCCGUCCUACCGACAGUGAGUAGUAAUAAUAAGGUAUAUAGCAGAAUAAAUGAAUCACCGCAGAUGCAUUUAGAGGCUUACAAUGUCUUAAUAGAUUCUAGCAAUAAUCUUAAAGGUACUAUCAAGGAAUACAAGGCGUUGUUGCAGCAACGGGAGGAGUUCGUAUCGGACGAUUACGAUACGCUCGUCGUCAAACAUAACGAAUACGAUAACACUAAACUAAUGAAAAAAAGGCCUUACAAACAAAACUCCGGGCUUGCCGAAGUGUGCGCCGAAAACAUCAAGCUCUGGAACUAUUUUCUACUGACUUUCAGUUGCAAACUGGCUAUCCAGCAGUACCUGAGCAAAAAGCACCACCACUUGAGGGUGCGACGAUUCGCCGAAUUAUUUUUCCUCAUCUACAACCCCCGGAGCUCGGCCUUCGGGUGUCACGAUACGAAUUAUCAAAAUUACCUCGUCAUAGCCGAGGUUGCCAGGAGAUCCAAGUACAUGCAAAUGCUGCCCCCUCUGCCGGUACAUUGCAUUGCCUUAGAUGGCGAAUGCGCCACCAUGCCUGUGAUUUUCGAAGAUCAUUACCAAGAUCCAUUCGAAGCUAAAAAAAGAGCUUGCGAGCUUAGCUUGGCCAUAACGCCCGAGCUGACUGUUUGGAGGAAAACAUCGAAAAUGGAAGUGGACGAAACGAACUGUUCGUGCAGCUUAGGCAAACUGUGGACAUCGAAGAAAGGCUCGGAGAAGACGCUAGAUUUGUACAAUUUAGCGGACACGGCGAGCUUCAGCGUUCCGGCCAGGCACAGCAAAUCACUGGAUCAUCUACAAAUGUGUUCAAUGACGAAUUUCCAUUACAGCCUAAGCAGAGGCUCGACCAGCGCUGGCAUUCAAACCCAAAACAGGGAGAAGGUACUCUUCUGCAAAACCGAACCGAAAUUGAAGAACGUCGCCAGCGAGCACAACAUGAGAAACCGCAAAUACUUUUUAAACGAAGAAAAAGAGAACAUCUGCAAUUGCUCAUUCGGUCACCACUCGAUAAAGCUCCCCAGGAAAUCGCACAUCGACCUCGACGUUCCGGAGAAGAAAUACAAGCAGUUCAACAUUAAAAACCUCACCAACGCCACCAAGUACCAGACGUUGGUCAAAUCGGCCAGCCAAACGCCCAACGACAGCGCCCAGAACAUAUUUCGCUCCAGCUCGGUCCAGUGCUUCUCGCCCAAGGGCAAGAAGCCCAACAGCACUGUUAACAAGUUCAACUCUCUCCUGCUGCAACGCAAUCAAAAACCAAUCAAAACUUUCGACAGCGAAAGCAAGACCAAGAAAACAAAAAGCCGCCUGUCGAACGGCGCCGAUCGCCUCGACGUCCCGUCGACCAGCAGCUCGACUGAUAGUAUAUCAAAAGAAACUUUCAAAACAGGGUUAACGCGCGACGAAAAACCGACCUUAAUUAUUAACGUUAGCGCUAUUAGAAAGGUGAAGAGCUCCUCUUGUCUGAUCGACGAAGCCGCCUCGCGCACCUUAUCAGGCACCGAAUCACUGCCAAAUAUCAUCUCGAAAUUGGAGGAUAGGCUUUAUCCGGAAAUGAAGUACUACAGCAGCUCCACAUCAUCCAGUACCAGCGAGCAAAGCGGGUGGAUUACAUCCAGAAGCAGCUCUAUAGCUUCUAGUAUGGAUAUGGCCAAUGCUCAGCGCAGUUUCCUCGAGUUUGAUAAGAAACUUCCAGCGAACUUGGGAGGAAAGAAAGGCAAAGACAAAAGAAGCGAUUACAAAUCAAACAAAUUUUAUAUUGAUAGCGAUAGUUCCAAUAACGAUUUUAAGCGCGUAAGCAAAAAGGAUGGCGAUUUAUUCUUACUUAAAGGCUGUGAAUACAAUCAAAACAAUAUAUGCGAAGACAUCGCUCUUCCGCCACCCAAACAAUUUAGAGAUUUAGAUUCGCCAUCCAGCUCGGUUGCCAACGGUGUUAACGAGGAAGAAAUUAACGCCGUUGAUAAUCUCCUUUACCACGUGGUCGAUACUCGAACCACGCUAGAAAGAAGGUCCAGUCAAUUCGAUUUAGCUAAAUUGAAUCAACCGGAUAACGAAGAUUACAACUUCCCGAAGACCCUGAACGGCGACUCCCUAAAAACCUUCCUCAAAGCGAAAAAGGAAUUCAAAAGUCAAUUAAACGUCGCCGGCCUGCUGUACUCGGACCUGAACGGUUUCGCCUCGACCAUCCCCUAUUUCCACAUAAGCGACGAGUUCCGGAUAUUCUCGCCGGAGGGCAUGCACCUGGUGGUGUGCGUGCACGGCCUGGACGGCAAUUCGGCCGAUCUGCGGCUGGUCAAGACUUACCUGGAAUUGGGCCUGCCCGGUGCCUACUUGGACUUCCUCAUGUCCGAGAGGAACCAAGGCGACACGUUCAGCGAUUUCGAUACAAUGACCGAUCGGUUAAUCAGCGAAAUUCUUCAAUAUUUAGAUACUAGUAGUAUACGACCAACAAGGAUAAGUUUCGUAGGUCAUUCUUUGGGUAAUAUUAUUAUAAGAUCGGCUCUGACGAGGCCUCAGAUGAAAUUUCUUCUACCAAGACUGCAUACUUUCUUAUCACUUUCUGGACCACAUUUAGGAACAUUGUACAACAGUAGUGGAUUAGUUAAUAUGGGAAUGUGGUUUAUGCAAAAGUGGAAAAAAUCCGGUUCGCUGCUCCAGCUGUGCCUGAAGGACUCGGUGGACCCACGGCACACUUUUCUCUAUCGUUUGAGCCAAAGGAGCACCUUGCACCAUUUUAAAAACAUACUUCUAUGCGGCUCGGGUCAAGAUAGGUACGUUCCGCUGCAUUCUGCCAGGAUCGAGCUGUGCAAGGAAUCGCUGAAGGACACCUCCGACCAGGGCACGAUCUUCAGGGAGAUGGUCCACAACAUAAUAUCCCCGAUCAUCGCCCAGAAGGAGGUGAAACUCGUGCGGUACGACAUCCACCACGCCUUGCCCAACACGGCCAACGCCCUGAUCGGCAGGGCGGCGCACAUCGCAGUCUUAGACUCGGAGCUCUUCAUCGAGAAAUUCAUGGUCGUCGUCGGCAUAAAAUAUUUCCGUUAGGUCUAUCGAAUUUUUUUAACAUAAAUAUACGAUUAUUAUAAAACGC